CUAUCCUUUUUCACUUACGGCUGCAUUACUAUUAUUAUUAUUAUUUAAUAUAUUGUUAUUUAUUGUUUAUUUAUUUAUUAUUGCCCCGUUUUGAUCUUUCGACUGACUGAGCCAUUACUAUUAUAAUUAUUACUACUAUAAUGAAUAUUUUUAUUGUAUUAUUAUUACUACUAUUACUAUUAUUAUUUGAGCUCUAGAUUGAAACAUGACAAGAUUCUCUCUCUUUCUUUUCUUCCUUUCCUUUUUUUGGAAUUCUUUCUUUUCCAGCCAUCUCUUUGCUAUUAUUAUUACUACUAAUUCUAUAAUUACUAUUAAUAUAAUUACUAAUUAUUAUUAUUACUAUUCUUGUUAUGAUUAGUGCCCUGGUUUGAUCUCUAGAUUGAGACAUCAUACGUUUCUCUUCCUUUCUUUUCCUUUCCUUGGAUCAUCUUUACCUGCAAUCUCCUUGCUAUUAUUAGUAUUAGUAUUGUUAUAAUUAAUAUUAUUAUUACUACUACUAUAAUUAAUAGUAUUAUUAGGAUUACUAUUAUUAAUGUCCUGCUUUGAUCUCUAGAUUGAGGCAUGACAGCUUCUCUCUUUCUUUCCUUUCAUGCUUUUUACCCAAGACCUCCUUCCUAUUAUUGUUACUACUACUAUUACUAUAAUCAUAAUAAUCAUAAGUAUUAUUAUUGUUUGUGCCCGCUUUGACCUCUUGAUUGACAUGUAAGAGGUUUUUCUCUCUUUUCUUUCCUUGGAUCAUAUCUACCUGAGAUUUCCUUCCUAUUAUUAGUAUUACUACUACUACUACUACUACUACUACUACAAUAAUAAUAAUAAUAAUAAUAAUAAUAAUACUAAUUUUAUUUUUGUAUGGCCAUUGAUAUGUGAGCUGCUCCGCGUCCCCGUUGGGCAUAAAAAAAUAAAAUUAUUAUUAUUAUUAUUAUUAUUAUUAUUAUUAUUAUUAUUAUUAUUACAAUCAUAUAAUAUCAUAAAAUCAAUAGUUAAGACAUCAAAGAAUGCAUUGAAAAACAAAUUAACUUACUACUACUACUAUAAUACUAUUAUUACUACUGUUAUUAUUACUACAAUAAUAAUAAUUACUAUUAUAAUUAUGUUGUUAUUACUACUACAAAUUAACAAAUGAACUUACUACUACUACUACAAUACGAUUAUGAUUACUACUGUUAUUAUUACUACAAUAAUAAUAAUAAUAAUUACUAUUAUAAUUAUGUUGUUAUUACUACUACAAAUUAACAAAUUAACUUACUACUACUACUAUAAUACUAGUAUGAUUACUACUGUUAUUAUUACUACAAUAAUAAUAAUUACUAUUAUAAUUAUGUUGUUACUACUACUACAAAUUAACAAAUUAACUUACUACUACUACUAUAAUACUAGUAUGAUUACUACUGUUAUUAUUACUACAAUAAUAAUAAUUACUAUUAUAAUUAUGUUAUUACUACUACAAAUUAACAAUUUAACUUACUACUACUACUAUAAUACUAUUAUGAUUACUACUGUUGUUAUUAAAACAAUAAUAAUAAUUACUUUUAUAAUUAUGUUGUUAUUACCACUACAAAUUAACAAAUUAACUUACUACUACUACUAUAAUACUAUCAUGAUUACUACUGUUAUUAUUGUUAAAUCUAGUCCCUGAAAUCUAUUCUUCACCUCCACUGCAUAUUCACUGGGAAUAUUUGUGAGAUCUUAUCUAACUGGUCUGUGUAUUUUCCCCAUUCUCUUUAGUCUGAUUCUAAAUUUUGCAAUAAGAAGUUCGUGGUCUGAACAGAGCCGGUCCAACUGUGAGGCGAAUUAAGCAGUCGCUUGGGGGGCGCAGUCGAGACUUCUUUUUCUGUCGAUGUGUUGUAAAACAUGAUGUUUUGGUGCUUAAUUUGUAAAAUCUUAAUGUCAUUUGAUGUUUAAUAGGCUUUUCCUUAAUCCCUCCUUACUAUCCAACAUUUUCGCUUAUCCAACGCUUUCAUUUUUAGUGGUUUUGAGGAGGCACCAAAAUUCUGUUCGCCUACGCUUGAAAAUUACCUAGGGCCGGCUCUUCUUUUGGCGACCAAGACCCCAAAAUUACUGCCAAAGUUGCUAUAGCCUGUCGGUACAAGAUGUUGCCAAGGUUUUAGUAGGUUUUAAUAUUUACUUCAGCAUUUACCUUUGCCAUUUUAGCAUAUAAAUGUUUUAUAUCAUUUUAACUACCACAUUCAAUACUGUGUUUUAACCUUGUUCUUCACUGUGUUUCUUAAUAUCUAAUUGCAUAUGUUUCUAUGCUAUUCUGAUGCUUGUACAUUUUAUGUUGCUGGUCAUUGACCAUAAUAAAUAAAUAUAAUAUAAUAGGGCUGGCUCUGCUACUAAUUAAUACAGUAGAGUCUCACUUAUCCAACAUAAACGGGCCGGCAGAACGUUGGAUAAGUGAAUAUGUUGAAUAAUAAGGAGGGAUUAAGGAAAAGCCUAUUACACAUCAAAUUAGGUUAUGAUUUUACAAAUUAAGCACCAAAACAUCAUGUUUAACAACAAAUUUGACAGAAAAAGUAGUUCAAUACGCAGUAAUGUUAUGUUGUAAUUACUGUAUUUACGAAUUUAGCUCCAAAAUAUCACAAUGUAUUGAAAACAUUGACUACAAAAAUGCGUUGGAUAAUCCAGAACAUUGGAUAAGUGAGACUCUACUGUAUUAUUAUUGGCCUGCUUUGCCCUCCAUGACCUCCCUCUCUUUUCUCUCUCUCUCUCUCUCUCAGUGAAUGAAUAAAUGAAUGAACCCAGGCGGGCACGAAUGGACGGGUGAAUGUCCCAACGAUGGAGGCCCCGCACGGCUUCGGGAUCGACUCCUUGCUCUCGCGGAGCCCCGCCCCCUCCUCUGGCUCCUCCCCUUGCUCCUCCUCCUCCUUCAAGGAGGGCGGGGCCCUGCUCGAGGGGGCGGAGCUUAGCCCCUCCUCCUCCUCCUCCGGGCUGGGUGGGGGGUGCCCCUCCCCACCCAGGGGGCCCCUUGAAACCGCCGCCGACCCCGCAGGCCCCCCGCUGUGCCCCGGCCCCGCCCCCGGCCCCGCCCAGUCCCGGACCGUGACGUCAUCCUUCCUCAUCCGGGACAUCCUCGCCGACUGCCGGCCCCUCCCUGGCCCCGCCCCCUCAGGACACGCCCACGCCAAGGCCACGCCCACGCCCGGGUAUCAAGUGAAGGAGGAGGCGGAGCGUGAGAUCUCCAGCUCCCGGGCCACACCCCCGGCGGUGUCCUGCCCCGCCCCCUCCUCUUGCCCCGCCCCCUCCUCCUCGUGCUGCCCGUCCUCGUCGUCACCCUCGUCGUCGCCCUCGUCGUCGUCUUCGGGUUCCGGUUCGGGUCAGGGUCCGGGCUGCCGGCUGAAGAAGCCACGGAAGGCGCGGACGGCGUUCUCGGACCACCAACUGGCACAACUGGAGCGCUCGUUCGAGCGGCAGAAGUAUCUCUCCGUCCAGGACCGCAUGGAGUUGGCCGCCGCCCUCUCGCUCUCUGACACCCAGGUCAAGACGUGGUACCAGAACAGGAGGACGAAGUGGAAGCGCCAGACAGCGGUGGGCCUGGAGCUGCUGGCCGAGGCCGGGAACUACUCUGCGCUGCAGCGCCUCUUCCCGCCGCCCUACUUCUUCCCGCCGGGGGGGCUGCCCGGGAUCGACCCCUCCGCCGCCGCCGCCCUCUACCUCUACCGGGGGCCCCCUCCCCCGCACGGCCCCGUGACCCCUGUGACCCCCGCCGUGACCCCCGCCGUGACCCCCCCGCUGGCACGACCCCUGGUGCCCCGCCUCCUGCUGCACGGGCUGGGCGCGGCCGAGGGGGGGCUGCCGGGGGUCAUGCCCAGGUCGGCGCAACCCCGGUGAAGCCGCCCCUCUCCCGCUGGACCCUCGUUAUGUGGGAGGGGGCCGUGGGGGAGCCUGGAUCCGCAGAACGAUGGGGGUCGUAGUCCCACGCUCCAAACCAGCCUCGCUCGAGGGACCCCCCCCCCCCCCGUCUUGCACUCCUGUCUGAUGCUGCUGCCGACCCCUCAUUUUAUGGGGGGCGAUGGGAUACACAGUCCCUCGGGGUCACAGAUACGGAGGUGUCGAUAGGGCGAGAUGAUGGCAGCUGUAGUCCCACACGUCUGACCCCACAAGGGACUCCCGAUGCUGUUGCUGACUCUUCAUUGUAUGGGGCUGAUGGGAGUUGUAGUCCCACACUCCCGGCACUUCUUGCUGAUGCUGCUGACCCCUCGUUUUGUUUUGCUUUUUUGUGGAGGGGAUGAUGGGAGAGGCCAAUACGACAGGACGAUGGGAGCCGUAGUCCUUGCUGCUGCUGCUGCUGACUUUAAGAGGAUGAUGGGAUGCUUCCUGCAGGCCGGUGUGGAGGUACUGGCGACACAGGCAGGAUGAUGGGGAUUGUAGUCCUGCACGUGCUCAGAAGACUUGGCCCCACGUCUUGCUGCUGCCGACGAGCCCCUCGCUUUCGUGGGUGAUGGGACACGCAGUCCCUUUUGUAUCGCAGAGGGCAAACCCAGCGGAACUCCCAUCGUCCCCGUGUCUCUGGACUCUCUGGACACUCGGGCCCAAACGAAGCACUUUGUGAACCGGACCAGACAGGGCCGGGAGCCCAACCCGCCACGCUUGAUGUUCCUUGCCCACUGCCGCUCCCAUCAUCCCCUGCUCCCUGGCCAAGGCUGAUGGGAGUUGCAGUCCGGAAACGUUUGCCAAACGCAGGAGGAGGAGGAAAGGGAAGAGGACUGCAAAUCCCAUCAUCCUUCGUCCCUGGGUCUGGGCUGAGCCAGACCCAUCUGUGUUGGACUCUGCUUCCCCACAGCCACCGCCAAUCCGUCAGGACGCUGGGAGUUGGAGUCCGUCAUUCACUGUGUCCAGUGCGGCCAAUGGUUGAGACAGAAUCCACUGCUUUCCUGGAUGGACUCCAGUUCCCAUCGCCCUCAGUCAAUAUGUUGGUGGACUCCAGUUCCCAUCCUCCUUGACCCCCGACUGCUGUGGAUGAUGGGUGUUGGAGUCAGAUUUAGGGGACCUAUCUAUUCACCGAUUUAAGUGUUGAACAUUGGCCUCCCAAUUCCCAUCAAUGAAUGAUGGGAGUUGGAGUCCAUGGUUUCCCCAAACACAUGUUAUAUAUUGAUGUACUCCACUUUCCAUCCUCCUUGAGCUCUGGCUAUGUUGGACGAUGGGCGUCGGAGUCAAUUCUGGGGUUUUUCCAAAACAGAGCCAUCACUCAAGGCUUUCAUUAGAAUUGGACUCCAAUUCCCAUCAUCCCCAGCUGAUGGGCAAGGAUGAUGUGAGUUGGAGUCCAUUGCAUCCCUGGGCAUUGUUAUAUAUCGACAGACUCUAGUUCCCAUCCCCGUUGAUCUAACUCCUGUGGACGAUGGGCAUCUGAGUCACCCAUUGACGAAGGCCUGCCCUUCAGAUCAACAUUCCCACCAUCUCCAGCCAAUGGGUCAAGGAUGAUGGGAGUUGGAGUCUAUAUAUCUAGAUCUAGAUGCACCAGUUGCCAUGCUUGCCGAGGAUGAUGGGCAUAGAUGGACUCCAAUUGCCAUCCCCAUUGGCCCCGUGCCUGCUGAGGAUGAUGGGCAUCAGAGUCAAUGUUGACAUUCCCUUCAUCUUCAGCCAAUGGGUCAGGGACGAUGGGAAUUGGAGUCCACUGCAUCCCUAAGGCAUUGAUAUAUAUAUAUAUAUAUAUAUAUAUAGAGAGAGAGAGAGAGAGAGAGAGAGAGAGAUGGACUCCAACAUUGGACCCAGGUGUUCAGGGAUGAUGGGAGUCCUAAGCCUUUGUUCCUUUUCUUGCAAUUUGCAAAAACCAGAAACAGAACAAAACAAAACAACCGGGUUGGGUUUUCCGUGGCUGCGGGGUUUUUUUGUAAAUACCGUGUGCAUAUACAUGUAUAUGGAUCAUGAUUAUUAUUUAUUGGUGAAACCCGAGGGACGUCUUUGUGCAAAAACGUUGAGUCUCGUAACCGUCUGUACAUCUGUAUAGGAAGGAAAAGGACAGACAGAACGAAGGAGAAAAGGAAGGAACGAAGGAAGCAAAAGAACACGGGGAGGGGGGGGGAGCUCUUUCUCUCCCUCUUUUUUUAAUGUGGAAAUAAAACUUCUUUACAAACAAGAGUUGCUUCCGAA
Molecule: messenger RNA, 6087 nt
Organism: Anolis carolinensis (green anole)
Lineage: Eukaryota; Metazoa; Chordata; Lepidosauria; Squamata; Anolidae
Gene: barhl1
Product: BarH like homeobox 1
Exons: 3
Coding region: 2776-3828 (350 amino acids)
Biological process (GO): regulation of DNA-templated transcription
Molecular function (GO): DNA binding; DNA-binding transcription factor activity, RNA polymerase II-specific
Source: RefSeq, a predicted model, not a curated record